Molecule: messenger RNA, 1258 nt
Organism: Helianthus annuus (common sunflower)
Lineage: Eukaryota; Viridiplantae; Streptophyta; Magnoliopsida; Asterales; Asteraceae
Product: probable aquaporin TIP-type
Exons: 3
Coding region: 167-919 (250 amino acids)
Biological process (GO): water transport; transmembrane transport
Cellular component (GO): plant-type vacuole membrane
Molecular function (GO): water channel activity
Source: RefSeq, a predicted model, not a curated record
CAAAAAGAUGUAUAAAAUAUGUCCAUUAAGUUAUUCAAACUCUUUUCUUUUUCAAACUGGACACUAUAUAACCAUUGUUGAAGGACGAAGAACUCACAAGUUUUAAACAAGACACGCAUCUAAUUCAUUUUGAUAUCAUAGUUACGAUAUUAAAAUUGUUGAAAAAAUGGUGAAGUUGGCAUUCGGUGAUUUGGGUGAUUCAUUUAGUGCCACCUCACUCAAGUCUUAUUUGGCAGAAUUCAUAGCUACACUUCUUUUUGUAUUUGCGGGUGUUGGAUCAGCUGUCGCUUAUGGUAAGCUCACAGCGGAUGCAGCGUUAGACCCCGCUGGUCUAGUAGCUAUCGCUGUGGCUCAUGGUCUUGCAUUAUUUGUUGGAGUCUCAAUGGCCGCCAACAUUUCAGGGGGACAUUUGAAUCCAGUUGUCACUUUCGGAUUGGCAAUUGGUGGCAACAUCACUAUCCUAACCGGCUUGUUUUAUUGGAUUGCCCAAUUGCUCGGCGCCACUGCUGCUUCAUUCCUUCUCCAAUUUGUCACCGGUGGAUUGGCUGUACCAACCCAUGGAGUUGCAGAUGGCAUGAGUGCUAUUCAAGGAGUGGUGUUUGAGAUUAUCAUAACUUUUGCUCUAGUCUACACAGUUUAUGCGACUGCAGCUGACCCCAAAAAGGGCUCACUCGGAACCAUUGCACCUCUGGCAAUUGGAUUCAUCGUUGGAGCUAACAUCUUGGCCGCUGGUCCUUUCAGUGGUGGUUCAAUGAACCCUGCUCGAUCUUUUGGCCCUGCCGUGGCUAGCGGAGACUUCUCACAAAUCUGGAUAUACUGGGUUGGACCACUUAUUGGUGGUGGUCUAGCUGGGCUUAUCUAUGGUGAUGUGUUUAUUGGAUCAUAUUCUUCACUCCCUGCCUCAGAAGACUAUGCUUAAAAGGUUUCAAAUCAAUAGUCUUUUUCUGUCGAUUGUAUUUCUUGUUUCUUUCAAGGUUGAAAGUGUGAUAUCCUCUUUGUUCAGGGGAUCAUUUUGAGAACUAUGGAAGGUAAAGGUUCAAUCUGAUGAGAUACUGAUAUAUCUCUGUCAUAUUUGAACACCUCAUAAUCUCAAAUUGGUGCUUUUAUCUUUCUUUGGAAAACUAAUUUGAGUAACUAGAAAUGAAAACAAGUUAAACACAUGCAACUAUGCAAGUAAUUCAAAUUGUAUUCAAAAUGCAUAAAACUUUUUAUGUUGAUGUAUGUAUAAGAUUAUUAAUGUAAUAAUAAUAUUGCUUUA